Messenger RNA from Sclerotinia sclerotiorum 1980 UF-70, 1524 nucleotides. RefSeq lists its product as hypothetical. The transcript is spliced from 6 exons. NCBI's taxonomy places the organism in Eukaryota, Fungi, Ascomycota, Leotiomycetes, Helotiales, Sclerotiniaceae. Gene Ontology annotation, molecular function: GDP-Man:Man(3)GlcNAc(2)-PP-Dol alpha-1,2-mannosyltransferase activity. The coding region runs from base 1 to 1524 and encodes 507 amino acids. The record is from RefSeq and is a predicted model, not a curated record. Gene Ontology annotation, biological process: protein N-linked glycosylation. Gene Ontology annotation, cellular component: endoplasmic reticulum membrane.
AUGGCGGAAACAUGCAAAGCUCCGGAUGGUAGUGAUAUGUGGACAUUUGGACUGGAUACCAAAUCGACAAUUUUCAUAGCCUUGAUUCUUGCGCUUGAUGAGAAGGAGUAUAGGGAAAGUAGAGAAAAGAGGAGAGAUAGUGAUGAUUGGGAGAAUGUGGAAUCUGAUGUGACCAAAACUGGAGGGAUUGGGGAUAAGGAAUGGGAUGGGAUUGUUGGAUUCUUCCACCCUUUUUGUAAUGCUGGAGGAGGUGGUGAACGUGUUCUGUGGGCUGCAAUUCUAGCAACUCAAAAAAGAUGGCCCAAUGCGAAAUGCAUCGUCUACACUGGAGAUCAUGAUGUGGAUAAGUCGCAGAUUAUUGCUAGAGUAAAGGAUCGUUUCAACAUUCAACUCCAUCCACCAACGAUUACCUUCCUUUAUCUCACAACCAGACAUUGGGUUUUGGCUUCGACUUGGCCUCAUUUCACUCUUCUAGGACAAUCGAUUGGUUCCGUUAUACUUGCAUGGGAUGCGUUCUCUCUAGUUGUGCCGGACAUAUUUGUGGAUACAAUGGGUUACGCAUUUGCACUUGGAUUUAGCAAGAUUUUGUUUUCCGAAGUACCUACUGGAGCAUACGUACAUUAUCCUACAAUCUCGACAGAUAUGCUGGGAUCCCUGGAUCCUACAUCCGCCACCGGAAAGGAAGGAGUGAAUGCUGGAAAAGGGAAGGGACUGAGAGGAGAGGCAAAGAAGCUUUAUUGGAACAUAUUUGCGCAAUUUUACACCUGGGUCGGAGCAUCUAUAGAUGUAGUUCUCACAAACUCAAAUUGGACACUCGAUCACAUCACAUCGCUAUGGGGAGAAUGGCGUCGCGACCUAAAGAAGCCUACCGCAACAGCAGUCUUUCCUCCGGUUGCCGUCGAAGAGCUCGAGGAGAAGAUUACAGUAGACGCGGAAUCAGAAUCGAGACGUCUACCAGAUCUUCUUUAUAUCGCUCAAUUCCGUCCUGAAAAGAACCAUCAACUAAUUUUAAGCGCCUUUGCCGCCUUCAAAGCUACCAAAUCUCGCGCAGCCGAAGGCUCAAAACUUAUUCUCAUUGGCAGCGUUCGCGACGACUCUGAUUCAAAACGUGUAUAUCAAUUACGGUUGUUAGCAAAUGAAUUACAGAUUAAGGAUGAUGUUGAAUUUCACUUGGAUGCGCCUUGGCCGGAUAUUUUGAAGUGGUUAGGUAAAGCUAGCGUUGGGGUUAACGGAAUGUGGAAUGAGCAUUUUGGAAUUGGAGUUGUGGAGUAUCAAGCAGCAGGAUUAAUCAGUGUUGUUCAUGAUAGCGGUGGUCCAAAGAGAGAUAUUGUUACCAAAAUUGAUGGCUUCCAUGCAUCAACGGUGGAACAAUUUGCCGAAGGUUUCGAGAGCGCAUUGUCCCUUCCACGCGAGGAUAAAAUAGCGAUGAGGUUGAGGGCGAGAAAGUCAGCGCAAAGGUUUACAGAAGCCGAGUUUGCGAAGAAGUGGAUUGUGGGCGGAUGCGUCGAUGAUGCGAGUGGGUAG